Aspergillus clavatus NRRL 1 is the source of this 381-nucleotide messenger RNA. Its product is annotated as nuclear transport factor 2 family protein. Gene Ontology annotation, cellular component: nuclear pore central transport channel. The record is from RefSeq and is a predicted model, not a curated record. The coding region runs from base 1 to 381 and encodes 126 amino acids. Gene Ontology annotation, biological process: protein import into nucleus. The transcript has 6 exons. NCBI's taxonomy places the organism in Eukaryota, Fungi, Ascomycota, Eurotiomycetes, Eurotiales, Aspergillaceae.
AUGGCCGACUUCCAGAGCAUCGCCCAGCAGUUCGUGCAAUUCUACUAUCAGACCUUUGAUAGCAACAGACAAUCUCUGGCUGGUCUUUACCGUGACCAGUCGAUGCUCACCUUCGAGACCUCCUCGGUCCAGGGCGUCGCCGGCAUCAUCGAGAAGCUGACGGCCCUUCCCUUCCAGAAGGUCCAGCACCAGAUCGCGACUUUCGAUGCUCAGCCUUCGAACGAGCAGGGUGGUAUCUUCGUUAUGGUGACCGGCGGUCUCCUUGUUGAUGAGGAGCAGAAGCCCAUGAGCUAUGCUCAGACCUUCCAGCUUCUCCCUGACGGCCAGGGCAGCUACUUCGUCCUGAACGACAUGUUCCGACUGAUCUACCCCUCCGCGUAA